AUGAGGACGAGAGCCACACGGCCUCCAUGUACUGCACCGUGUGUGCCACCCACCUGUGCGGCGAGUGCUCCCAGCUCACCCACUCCACCCGCACGCUGGCCAAACACCUUCGUCUGCCUGGAGGAGGCCUGUCAGUCCGGGCCUCUCAUGUGUUGCGUGUGUAAGGAGUACGGCAAGCACCAGGGACAUAAGCAUGCAGUUCUUGAGACCGAAGCUAAUCAGAUCCGUGCGUCUAUUCUGGACAUGGCCCACUGCAUCCGCACCUUCACAGACGAAGUAUCCGAGUACUCGAGGAAGCUGGUGGGCAUCGUGCAGCAGAUCGAAGGCGGAGAGCAGAUAGUAGAGGACGGCGUUGGCAUGGCGCACACUGAACAUGUCCCCGGCACGGCGGAGAGCGCUCGCUCCUGCGUCCGAGCUUACUUCGCAGACCUCCACGAGACUCUGUGUCGGCAGGAGGAGAUGGCGUUGAGCGUGGUGGACGCUCACGUGAGGGAGAGGCUGAUCUGGCUGAGGCAGCAGCAGGAGGACAUGACCAUCCUGCUGUCUCAAGUCUCCACCGCCUGCCUGCACUGUGAGAAGACACUUCAACAGGAUGACUGCAGAGUCGUGUUGGCAAAGCAGGAGAUCAACUGUUUGCUGGAGACGCUUCAGAAGCAGCAGCACCAGUUCACCGAGCUGGCAGAUCACAUUCAGCUGGACGCCGGCAUCCCCGUCACCUUCACUAAAGAUAACCGGGUCCACAUUGGCCCAAAGAUGGAGAUCCGAGUUGUGACUCUUGGGCUGGACGGAGCUGGAAAAACCACCAUCCUCUUCAAGCUGAAGCAAGAUGAGUUCAUGCAGCCCAUCCCAACUAUUGGUUUCAAUGUGGAGACGGUUGAAUAUAAGAAUCUGAAAUUCACUAUCUGGGACGUGGGAGGAAAACAUAAGCUCAGACCUCUUUGGAAACACUAUUAUCUCAACACUCAAGCGGUGGUGUUUGUGAUUGACAGCUGCCACAGGGACAGACUCAUGGAGGCGCACAGCGAGCUGGCAAAACUACUGACGGAGAAGGAGCUGAGAGAUGCCUUGUUGCUCAUCUUUGCAAACAAACAGGACGUCCCCGGUGUCGUGUCUGUGGAGGAGAUGACGGAGCUGCUGAGUCUACACAAGCUGUGCUGCGGGAGGAGCUGGCACAUUCAGGGCUGUGACGCCCGCAGCGGUAUGGGCCUCCACGAGGGGCUGGACUGGCUCUCCAGACAGCUGGUGGCUGCCGGCGUCCUGGACGUAGCCUAAAUAUCUCCCUCCCCACCCCCCCACCCACCCGGCUACACCAUCGCUAUUUUGGUUCACAGUGACUCUCUGUCCCCCCCUAGCGGCUGACCCGAACCCCCGGCCUCUGAGCCUCGUUCAUCUGCUGUGACUUCCAAACUUUCCAGACUGCGGCUUUAAGCCAGCUCUCCUCAUUUUUCCUUCUUUGUGCACCAUUGUGGGCAAAAAGCAAAGAAACAAAAGGUAUAAAUACUUUCUCUAGCUUCACUAAGUGAGAACAUGGAAACUUAAAAAAACAACCUUUUUGAGUCUGUCCUAACGGUCACAUUAACUCUUCACCUUAAACCUCAGUUAAGACUACAUGCUCCCAUGCUGCUUCACUGCUAAGGCAGCUUACACCGUCUAACACGUCGCUAACUUUAGUUUUUCUUUGUUUUAACCCUUUCAGGAGACGAGCUGUUUGUCUGGCACCUGUAGCUAGUUGAUUUAGGUGCAGUCACAUGUUAAAACUGCUCCCUGAUAAGAGUGAACUCUUUAUCUCGUACCUUCUAUCUCACCUGCUACUCAAUCAUAACCACCACCAUAUGUGACUAAUCUUAACCGAAUGCAAGGUAGUCCUUAUGUAAUAACAGCAUCAUUUAUUUACCCUUUUGUUGAUUCAGUAGACUCAGACGACACAUCUGAUAAUCCAGAGAAAUAACUACAGUUUCCUUUUUUUUUUUAGCUAAAUCCAGUAUAUUUACAGCUAAGUGAGACGGGAACAGAAACUAUAUAGUUACAAGGAACCCAGACGGAGUCUCUCACUUUGCCUUGACAUGUAAUGUAAGCAAUAGCAGUUGAUGUUUCAUGGGGUCUUUUAAAAGUUACGUGUGCAAGUUUUUUUUUCCUUUUUAUUUUUAUGUGUUUAAAAAAAAAAACAACCUAUUUAAUGCCACAGCUGGUCUUGAAAUGGCGCACCGGUUUAAAGUUUGUUUUUUUUUUUGGUUUGAAUGUGUUUUCUGUUACAGAACAAAGUGUUUACUGAAUUUAUUUAUGAGCGGGAACGUGGACGUUACCUUUUUUUUGAUACGAGGCUGAGAAAUUCAGAGAGUUUUGAUGCACCGCCUCUGUUUUUGUUUUUUCCGUGUGUGGAGUGUCUUGCACGCAGAAUUCGUCAAACGCCCUCGUCUGCUGCCUCACUACCAGUUUUCAUUUGGAAGCAAAUGAACUGAAUCUGCUGUUUCUUAGUAUUAACCUCACUGCAAAAAAAAUAUAAAUAAAUAUUUAAAAAAAAAAAAAAAUCUUGUGACAAUAUUCCUAUUUAAAAAACAUCUCACAAGUCCUGUUGAUCUUGUCUGGAGCGCUUAUGAGAUGGUACACCUUUAAUCCACAGCCUUCAGUAAUGAUGUAAUGUGAAACUUUAGUGAAACAUUAAACCUAACACUGACACUCUUGUUAUGGAGGAACCAUCGUUUUGAUUUCUUUAUUCAUUGCUAUGUAAUGUUUACUACUUGUAUCUAUGUAUAAAAAAUACAAAUUUAAAAAAAAAACAAAAAAACGCACGUGUGAAAAGCCUUUCCGUAUAGUUUGUGAGAACAUUUCCAUCCGUUUUUUGAAAACGUAGAAGCACAAAGCUCCUCAAAACCUUUGUUACCAGUGGACUUGAUAAUGGCUUUUGUAAAUUAUUCAUAAUGUGAUGCUGUAAAAUAAACUAAUUGACCUUA
Thunnus maccoyii (southern bluefin tuna) is the source of this 2951-nucleotide messenger RNA. It is a transcript of the gene trim23, whose product is annotated as tripartite motif containing 23. Lineage: Eukaryota; Metazoa; Chordata; Actinopteri; Scombriformes; Scombridae. The record is from RefSeq and is a predicted model, not a curated record. Gene Ontology annotation, molecular function: GTPase activity; GTP binding; zinc ion binding. Gene Ontology annotation, cellular component: plasma membrane; lysosomal membrane; cytoplasm. Gene Ontology annotation, biological process: vesicle-mediated transport; intracellular protein transport. The coding region runs from base 1 to 1272 and encodes 423 amino acids. The transcript is spliced from 9 exons.